CAGAACAGUAGAGUUAGAGAGGUCACGUGACCAGGGAAGCAGCGUGCUGCCGGUGUGUCUGACAGCAUCAGGAGCGACAGAGAGCAGAUCUAAACAACAUGCUGUCGUUUGAGGAGCUGAUGACGAGUCUGCAGGACUGUGUGAUCUCCGAGGACCGAACAGCUGGAAACAUCAGCCGGACUCUCGGGCUCUUCACUGAGAAGCUGCGUGAAGCCUCCAGGAGCGGUGUGAAGAGGUGUAAGGAGCGCUGCCUGGAGGAGGCGGUGCAGCUGCUGAGACACACACCUGAGCCUCAGCUGCAGGUGCUGCAGGACACACACCUGCUGCAGCAGCUGGUCAGGCUGCUCAUCUCCCUGCAGCUGCAGAUGGUCCACAUCUCCACAGCCUGUCGCAAAGUGGACCAGAUGUUGCAGCAUUUGGCAAAGGUGGACCAUCAGCUGGUGCUCAGAGAAACCCAUCAGUGUCUGCAGUCUGUAGUCCACAGUGAGCAGAUCUUGUCUCUCGAGGACCUGCAGAGAGCGUGUAUGUUCCUGGAGGACAGCGCCGCUGGUCGUGAGGUGUACAGAGAGUCAUUCCCGUCCCUGCUGAGGAAAGUGUCCGAGCUCUUCCCUCACGUUUUGCGACAGGAAUCCCUCAGAGACGGACCGCUGUGUUACAUCGCUGUCAAGGUGUGUUUGCAGAUGUUCCAGCUGUUGUCCAGUGAAGUGGCCCCUCUGGUGUGGGACGAGGAGCACAGGGGCCCGACGGUGCAGAAGAUCCUGCAGGCUCUCAUGGACAUCAUACUGGGACAGUGCUGCAACAGGGACACUCGUCUUCUGGCCGGCACCGCUGUGGCCAUGCUGGUCAACACGGCACCAGACAGCGGAGCAGGAGAAGCAGCUGCCUGGAGUCUGCUGCAGGUCUCUAACUCAGAGUCGUGGCUGCUGGCCGUCGGUGCUCUCCGGGUGCAGUGCUGCGCUGUCAGCAGGGACGGAGUGGACCGGCUGGCCGUGAGCAGAGGCCUCCUGACCUGCUGUCGACCUCACAUCCUGCUCAGUUCACACGCGGAUGAAACGUGUUUGCUCCUGAAGGGUCUGUUUCCUCUGGUCUGUGCUUUGUGUGAGGAGAAGCUGGAUUGUCUCUACUUUGCCUUUGAAGUAUUAACACUGUGGCUGAGGAGAGUUAAAGAAUGUCUGGCUGAUAUCUGGAAGAUGACGAGCGCUCGGCUUCUGCCUGACGACAGCAGCCUGCAGCGAGAACUCAUUCACAUAAUCUGGACCAACGCAGAGAGCCCAGUGGAAGGUGUGUCGGAGUUUGUGCGCAGCGCCUUCAGUCUGCUGCUCGACAUCUAUAAGAUGGACUGCGAGCAGUUUCGUGACACCGAGAAGCCUCUUUAUUCUGCUCUGCUCCAGCGAAUAAUCAAAGUGCCGUGGGAAGCCAAAGCCAAAUAUCAGCGCCUUUGCACCGUGCUGCCGUACGUGGGCACCGACAUGGUGUUGGAUCAGUACGCCGAAAUGCCAAAUCAUCUGCUGAAGUGCUUGUCGGCCAAUCACCUGUCCCCGUGUGGGUCGGAGCUCUACAGGAGUCUGAUCCAGCAGCAGAGGCGAGAGCUGUGUGAUGGCUCACAAAAGUCGGCUCCUCAUGACGAGCUGGAUCUGGCCAAUCAGUGGGCGAGGCGUUGGCGGGCAGUCCUUCAUGAGGCGCUGACGUCCGAUGUGACUCUCCUGCAGAACAACAGCUCGACACUGUUAUUACCCUGCACCUUUCAGGUCUUCCCCGCUGCUGUUCAUCCUCUGCUGGCCAGUCUGGACCCCUUCGCCCCCGGCCACCUCCACGCCUGGGCCUGCAUCAUGAGCUCCUUUCGGGCCGUGACCGGAGGCUCUCCCUGGGCUCUGCAGGGGAGCUCCACCCUCGACACCCUGCAGCUAGCUCUGGGAUCUGCAGAUGACAAAGUGCGUCUUGCUGCCCUGAACGUUCUCUGCUGCAGCCCGAAGACCAAAGACACUCCAACGGCAGAGGAGAUGUCAAUAAUGAGGACGUUUAUUCCUCAGAACCUCAACUGCGAGUCCUCGCCAUUUCGCCAACAUCUUCAGGCCGGAGUGAAGAGGUUUCUGGUUCGCAUCAGAGACGGCUGCUUGGCGCAUGUCAGGGGACAGAAGAGCAAAAAGAAAGAAGGUGCCAACGACGCAGAGAAGGCACGAGAUAUACUGGAGCAGGGAAUAGGGUUUGUGGAAUGGUUGGGUCAACUCCCGUACGGCUGUCUGGCACCAGGUCACAGUUAUCAGAGGAAGAAGACCGCGCUGCUGUUGCUGUCUGCGGUGCUGGAAACCUGCACAGACACUUGGAGCCCGGACAGGAAGAAAGGACAACCUCCAGCGAAUAUGGCGUCUCUUAUUAACUGUGCCAGACAAAGAGGAUUGUGGGACUUCACCUGCAGGACCAAACAGCUGGUCCUCAUCAGCUGUUUGGAGGAUUCUACAAACGAGAUUCGGGAGCUCUCAGCCGGGUUGUUGUUGAGAUAUUUCCCAGCCAGUUUCCCAGAAGAUAUCGCCGCCGUGCUGCUCACACGAACCAAACAGCUUCUGUGCAGCCCUCGAGUGCAGGAGGCUCAGAUGGGAGCACUGAUGAUGAAGGUCCUCCAUCAGAAAUCACAGGAUCUGCCUGACGACGGCAGUGGAAGUGACACCAGCCUGGUCAGAGCUCUGGUGACGGAGCUGGAGGAACACUAUCUGACAGCCAAGAGUGACAUGCUGCUCGCUGCCAGGACCAAACCUAUCCAUGGAGUUCUGAGUGCACUUCAGAGGAGUCUGCUCGAGACCCCCGGCAGCGUCUACGACACACUCGACCGCCGUCUGACCGACGAGGUGCUCGGCCUGCUGGAGAAGAUCUCUCUGCUGCUGCUGGGCGUUCUGUACGGAGACCUGGAUGCUGGUGCCACUGAAAAAGAUGUCCCCCCUUCUUUCUGUGAUAUGGGAAACGCCAUCAGCUCGCUGAUAGCUGAGGCGUCUGGAGGAGGCCAAGGGGAGGAGGAGGAGUGUGUCCUGCUGUCUGAAGAGCACAGCCUCGUCCUCACCUGCUGCUGGGUCUCCCUCAAGGAAAUAGGAAUCUUUUUAGGUUGUCUGGUGGAGAAAAUUCUCAGUGAAUCCAAGCCGAACAAGUGCCUUCUGACGAAAGAUGAUCUGAUGAGAGUAUCAAAAGUGUUCAAGAAUAUUCUUCUCAAGUGUCGUCAGUGGGGGGCAGUGGAGGGAUGCUGCAUCGGCUUCACCAAGUUCUGUGUCUCUCUGCUGAGCAGCGGGGAUGCAGAGCUUCAGAACAUCCCGGCCGACAUGCUGAAACAAGGGCUACAGGUGGUGCAGUCCCCUCGCUCCACCUCUGUGACCCGGCGGGCUGCAGGGUUGCCUGUGCUCAUCCUGUGUGUCCUGUCAGCAGCAGAGGGAAGUAAAGCAAAACCACUGUUAGCUCACAGUAUCCAAACCUUACUGGAGACGGCUAAAACCCCUCUACCUGAGAGAUGGGACCAAACGCUGGACCUGCCUCAGGUGUGUGCGGUCCACACUCUGCAGGCCCUGGUGCGUGGCUCCGGUCUGGGAGUGGCUGUGCUGCAGUUUGCUCCUGCUGUAGCCAUGUUGUCUCUGACUCUGCUCAGCUCUCCCUGCUGGGCCAUGAGGAACGCCGCGCUGCAGCUCUACAGUUCUCUGUGCUCGCGGAUGCUCGGUCAGCGGCCCAGCAGCGAGGAGUGUGGCCCGGCCCAGCACGGCAUGUCCCCGCUCGCCUUCUUCUUCCACUACCCCGCGCUCCAGCCGUUCCUUCUGGGCGAGCUGAGAGGGGCAGCGCAGGACCUCCAGGGUCCAUCUGAUGAGGCCAAGCUACACCUGCAGCCCUCUCUGUACCCGGUCCUCACUCUGCUGGCACAACUCCAGCCCGGUGUCCAAGACUCAACAGAAACUUUGUCCGACUUCCUGCCUCCUCUGCUGCAGCUGUCUGCCAGCCCGAUCUACGGCGUGAGAGUGAUGGCCUCCAAGGCUUUGGUCGCCAUGACUCCCCCCUCAGAGUACGAGAGCAUCCUCGUCAAACUGACGGCUCAGCUGCCCAAUCAGCAGGAGCGCUGCUGCCACAACCGGCUCCACGGACAGCUGCUGCAGAUUAGAGCUGUUCUAGACAGAGCGCUCUGCACGGUCAGCGCCCCGUCAGCUGACCUGUGUGAGGUGCUGCGCAGGGUGGACGCCUCGCUGUGGCUGGUGACUCGGGCUCAGCGCUGCCCCCUAGUGAGGGCGGCGUACCUCAGCGUGGCGGACGCUUUGAGAAGAUUCUGCUGCGAGGUCUUCCUGUCGAAGCUCGGUGACACGCUCACGCUUGAGCUCCAGACGCCUCAGCAGGAGCUGCAGGUCGGGUUGUCAUCCUUCCACCAGCAAGCCAUCCGUUUUCUGUGCGCGGACCCGACAUGGGCACACCAAAUCUGGGACUACUUCUCUGCAGCGAGCCCCGACCUGAGGCUGUCGCUGGUCACGUGGGUGGUGGAGGGGCGGUGUUUGCAACGGGGCAGCUUGACAGCGGUCGUCCAGCGGGUGCUGAAGUCGAACCUGAAGGAGGCGUUGUUGAGCCGCAGUGUGGAGUACCGCAGGACCUACCUCACAGCCCUGGCAGCAGUGAUGGGCACUGACGGUGAUUCGGCUUCCUUACUCCAACAUCUGGAGGAGCCGGUUCUGCCCGAGUGUCUGGAUUUGUUGCUCAGGGACCUGGAGGACGAGCGAGGCGGCCCAGAGUUUCUGUCGCAGGCUCUGCAUGUGGCGAGUCUGCUGCUUUCCCAGUGGCCUGACUCCAGUCCAAAGACAUCUGUGGUCCAGCGGUGGUGCAGCGUCCUGGAGUGCCAGCGGUCCCCAGACGCUCCCGAGGUGCUGAGGAUGGCGUGUGCUGAAGCUUUGUGUGUGGCUGGAGUCCCACUGAUGAGAGAGCGACACACUGCCAUCAUGAGCAGGUUGAUCGACACAGGCCUGCACUUGCUGCAGGACCAGAGCCAGCAGGUGAGGAUGAGGGCGGCAUGUUUUACCUCCACGCUCCACCACGCGAGAGGAGGAGGAGGAGGAGGAGGAGGAGGAGGAGGAGGAGGAGGAGGAGGAGGAGGAGGAGCGAGCCGGAGGAGCGUCUACCUCAUGCAGGUCAACCAGGCCCUGCCGCUCCUGCUGGACCUGCUGCUGCAGGAGUGCCGGGACAGUCCGGGCUCACUGGAGGUGCUGCUGGGUCACCUGCCUCAGCCUGACCUCAGAUCUGUGCUGAAGGAGGCCUCAGAGACGGGGUGUUCCAGCCUGUAUGAGCAGGAUGAGGCCAAUGUGUUUGCAGAGCCCUCUGUGAUGUCUGCACAUGUGCUGCCGUACCUGCUGCAGAUGGCGGAAAAAUCCUCUGAAUCCGCUGCCUUGGCACGGCGCCUGAGCGUGUGGGCUGAGGAGAGCGCUGCACAGGUGCAGGACGGCCUCGCAGUCUGUAAAGAGCUCCAGUCAGCUGAGGUGUUGACCCCGGCCUGGCUCGCUCUCCUCACGGACCCCCGUCUCCACAGCACCCUGUGCGGCCUGUUCACCCGGGCGGCCUUCCUCCUCCGGCUGGUGCAAACGUCCGAUGAUGUGCGACACCUUUCAUGUGAUCUUUCACUCCUGCGCAUGACUCUACAGGAAAGUUAUAGGCUUCUCGGUCAGAACGGUGUCCACUUUCCCUCUGUGCUAACAGCUGCUGUGACUGGAGAGCUGCCAGCGUGACGGAGUGGAGGGUUUUUCUCUGUUGGCCGAUCAGACGCAGGAUGAAAUUACCGCUGGAUAUUCAAGGAAUGCUUAUGCCGUCUAAAUGUGCAGCGAUAGUCUUGAAUGAGUGAUGCAUCUGCUGAUGCUGCAGGACACCGGGACCUGGCAGGAGGACUUAGUUAUGUAAGAGCUCAGAGCUUCAGCCUGUUGGAUCCAUCAUCAUAUAACCUGUGCAGGGAGGAGACCAGCUGGGCUUCACUGAAGCAAAACAGCUUUCCUUCAUGAGCUCUAGGGGCCAGUUUUUACUAAAAAAAUCAUUUUAAAUUUUUUGUAAUUUAAUACUUUUUGAUGUUUAUACAUUCUUAGAAUAAAGCCUGAUUAUGCAGAGACCUCAGGUUCGUCUUUAUGGCCGCUGUCACGCUGAAGCUGCAGUUUGUUUGUCACGUCUCGGCCGCAGCAGUCGCCGGGCGCAGACCGAUGCAGUGAUGUAAUGCAGCGGCAUCAGGUGAAAUUAGCUGCUUGGUGCCCAGCGGGGGAAUAUCGUGUAUGCUUUAAUGCUCCAUUAGAGCCCUUCUGCCUGGAUAAGUGUCCAUUUUCCAACCACACGAGGGCUGAAGAUGAUUGACUGGGUCUGAUAGAGAGCCAUCAGCUGACCACACACACUCCAGCAGUCUUACAUCAUCGCUCGGCCCACUGCUUUUGUUUGGGAUGGCGGCUUUCAGCGGCAGACAAACACUCAGAGAAACGACUCUGUACGUGCUGUGGUUGGUCUGUAAUGCAACUGGUUUUUCAAAGAGCUGAUUCAAUUGUCAGAAUGUCAUCAUAUAAUUUAUUUACAAAGUACAGCCAAAGUUUUCAAGUGUAUUUUUUUUACUGUUUCACACACAUGUAUGCAUCAGCCAAGCCUUCCAUUGUGCCUGACUGUGAGCAUCUAGAUUAUGCAACGAGCUCGUAUUAAUGAUUCAUACGUGAAGCUUACGCAGUGAUUCCCUACGACCACGCCAAAAUUAACACCUGGUGUUCAGAGCUCUGUGAGAUUAACGCGCACCUCAGAGGAAGCUGCAGGUGCUUCUUGUCAUGUUCUUGACGCAUUCUGCGGCAGAACAUGACGCACACAGCAGGGUUAUGCCAGAUAGUGGAAGUGGAGCAGGGCUGCAGCAUCCAUGUUUUUUAAAAAUAAAACCUUGAACGAUCUUAUCGAGAAUUCUGGCCAAGGUUGAAUCAUAAUGAAAGUGUCACACGUGCAUUUAAGUUUCAAAAAGUCAGGUGUAGUUUGAGACAAAACUCCGCAGCAAAGACACAAACAGGGUCUUGAACUUUGCUCUACUUCAAGACAGAGGAGGGAAAAAAUGUGGCAGGGUUGUGGCAGCUUGUCUCUGCGCCUGAACACAGAGGCAGGACGUGUUCACCUGAAAAUUCAUGAUUCAGUCAGAUAAUUAAUCUACUCGCUCCCAUGCAGCAGAGAGUAAGUUGUUCACAAAACAUUUCUGGAGCUUCACAUUAAAACAGCUCUGCAGCCUUCUCGUCGUCAGCUGAAGUAGGUUGGGGAAACAAGUAGAUAAUGGCUGAAGCUUCAUUUUUGGGUGAACUGUUCCUUUUAAUUUUAAUGAGAAAACACACAUAAGUUCAACUCAACAAAGAACAAGGUUGGUGUUCUCCUGAAGGCAGAUCGUGUAUGAACCUGGAAAACAACCGUCUGCUUUAAUAAAAGCUUUUGUUGUUGUUGCUCAGAGUGCAGAGCCGCUCAGAGAGCCGGCGUCCUGCUAAUGAAAUGUUUAACUAUGGCAACAGGGAACAAGGCCAAGUAGGUCCAACCACUUUAGUGUGUGUGUGUGUGUGUGUGUGUGUGUGUGUGUGUGUGUGUGUGUGUGUGUGUGUGUGUGUGUGUGUGUGUGUGUGUGUGUGUGUGUGUGUGUGCGCGCAGCACUCAGAGCUCGGCUGUGUUUUUCCACUGCAGCAGCCGCUGAUGUUUACUGGAUGUGUGAAAGAAUGAAUUGUACAUUUAAAGAGCUGACCGUGCUGAUUGUAAUAAAGGAAACUACCGA
This is a messenger RNA of Acanthopagrus latus (yellowfin seabream), 7753 nucleotides long. Its product is annotated as thyroid adenoma-associated protein homolog. The record is from RefSeq and is a predicted model, not a curated record. The transcript has 31 exons. Gene Ontology annotation, cellular component: cytosol. Gene Ontology annotation, biological process: tRNA methylation. Lineage: Eukaryota; Metazoa; Chordata; Actinopteri; Spariformes; Sparidae. The coding region runs from base 99 to 5726 and encodes 1875 amino acids.